CUCCGUCGCCGCCGAAGGGAGUGUGUCGUUGCGCGUUACUGUUCCCCUCGUAACCGCGCCGCGACGGGUUACUCGCGCUUUCGUUAUCCUCACCAUCGUCGUCGUUGUCGUGUCGACUUGCCACCGUCCAUCUCGUCGUGAUUUUCUGUCAUGGAGACUCGUGCCUCCUGUGCGACGCGGUGAAGCGCAACGGGCGCUUCGCGCGGCCAACUUCAGGGUGCAGUGAAACGAAAGCGCCUUUUCGAGGCGUGCCGCGAAAUCACGAUUGCACAAUUUCGUAAAUCGAACGCGUAACAGUAAUCGCCCUUGGAUCUGACUCGUUCCCAGAAUCCACCUGAAGAGACAAGGAUAGCCGACAGUGCAGGACUCGACGGGGCGUAAGCCGAGGAUCGCACCCGUCGGCGGGACGCGCUUCGGCCGAGAUCGCCCGAUCGAGGACCCGCGGCCAAUAUCACUCGGCGUGCUCAAAUUUCUGGAAGUUUCGAGAUUGGGAUGUAACGAGGCUCGGACCUCGAGUGUGUUUUCGUGUGACAGUGACGGUGACAGUUUUGGUUCGGUUUCGAUUUUUCACCCUCCUGUGCGAUGUGCUACAAUCCCGCCAAUCUUCGCAUCCUUUAUCUCGCGUAGUCGGAGCUCGGAACCUCACGAUGGAGUGCCGCAAGGGUCGACGGAAAGGAGGAGCUCCGAUCCUCGGCAGUCUGCUACUUGCGUGGCUCUUAACCAACGGCUGCGCCGUCGUCGCGCGAAAUAUAGAGAGGUACGACACCGCAUACGCUUGCGAGGGCAAGACGUUGGAAAUCGAGUGCGGUGAGGGGAAGCUGAUUCACCUGAUACGGGCGAAUUAUGGCAGGUUCUCCAUUACGAUAUGUAAUGAGCACGGAAACACCGAGUGGAGCGUCAACUGCAUGUCGCCAAAAUCGUUCCGCGUGCUGAACAACGAGUGCAACGACCAGCAGAACUGCAGCAUCGUUGCGUCCACGCUGCAAUUCGGCGAUCCUUGCCCGAAUACACACAAAUAUCUUGAAGCGCACUAUCGGUGCGUGUCCGCGGCCACCACCACGACGACGUCUCGGCCGAGUCCACCGUGGUUCAUAACUUCUCAGCCGAGUGUCUGGAGCACCGCUAAACCGACUGUCAGGCCUCCCUCGAGGAUUACGACACCGGCGCAACAGCCACCCCAGCAACCACCAGCGCCAUCCACCCCGGCGAUGCCGAUAACGACGCCAGCGAGUUCUACAUCAACAAGAUCCGACGUCGAAGUCGAUGAGGAUCAGGACUUAAUACCUCCUGCGAAUGGUUCUCCAGCGAAUGGCCCGGCGAUGCCGCCGAUUAUGUUUGAAACCACUCAAGCCACGACAACGUCCACCUUUGUUCCCUGGAGAACUAGCCGAAGAACCACCGUACCCAGCACACUGUAUCCGGAGUCCAGUUCGAACGGCCAGUGGUACGACUAUGGUAAACAAGUGUGUCCCCCGGUGGUGGCCAGAAACCUGUCCUGGAACACGACCAGGGUCGGCGAAGUCGCCGUACAGAGCUGUCCCGGUGGUGCUAACGGUCUGGCUAGAUGGCGAUGCCUGGUUCGCGGAGAAUCCGCCUUCUGGCAUCGCGACAGUCCGGACUUGAGUGAGUGCCGGUCCGUCUGGCUGACCACCCUGGAGAACCGCGUGUCGGACGGCGACGUGAUUCUCGGCAUCAGCAGGGAGCUUUCACAGGUGACAAAUAACAGCCGCGGCCUGUACGGCGGCGACAUGAUGAUCACCACGAAGAUCAUCAAAAACAUGGCCGAGAAGAUGGCCUACGACAUCAAAACCUAUCUGGACCCGAAUCAGAGGGAGGUCAGCGUCACGGAACUGCUUCAGGGCGUAGUCAAGACCGGCAGUAACCUGCUCGACAAGGCGCAAAUGGCGUCCUGGAAGGAUCUCAGUCAUCAGGAACAGAUGAGGGUCGCCACGUCGCUGCUGAUCGGUCUUGAGGAGAACGCCUUUUUAUUGGCCGACACGCUUAUGCACGAAAAGACCAUCAUGCACGACGACAAAAACAUAUUGAUGGAAGUUCGCGUCCUGGACGCGCGCAACAUCGAGAACGAGCUGGAAGUUUUCCCGAGCGAGGCCGCCAAGCAAAAGUGGACCGUCUCGAACGAUCGCGUGGAACUUACCAGGGGCGCUUUGCUCGACAACAGCGAGGCCGGCAUCGUCCGGUUGGUCUUCAUGGCCUUUGACAGACUCGAGGAGAUACUGCAGCCGCAAGCGGAGCCGCCGUCCGUCGUCAUGAACGACGAUCCUCAGCCCUUACCGCGGAGGAACACCACGCGUCUCCUCAACAGCAAAGUUAUCUCGGCGUCCUUGGGAAAAGGCCGACACAUACAGCUCUCGGAACCCGUCCGGGUGUAUUUCAGACAUCUGGCGGUUGAGAAUGUCACCAACCCCACUUGCGUCUUCUGGGAUUACAUAUUGAGCGCCUGGUCGGACGAGGGAUGCCAGAUACAAAAGACCAACGAGACUCAUACGGUGUGCGAAUGCAAUCACCUGACGAACUUCGCCGUGCUGAUGGACGUGUACGCCGUCAGGCUGGACAUCGCCCAUCAGGUCGCCCUGCAGAUCAUCACGUAUAUAGGCUGCAUCAUUUCCGUCGUCUGCCUCGUCCUGGCCAUUCUCACGUUUCAAUUAUUUCGCGGACUGAAGUCGGACAGGACGACGAUCCACAAGAAUCUCUGCGUGUGCCUGCUGAUUGCCGAGGUACUCUUUGUUUGCGGGAUCGGCCAAACUAAUCAGAGGAUCGUCUGCGGCAUCGUGGCCGGCUUGUUGCACUUCUUCUUUCUCUGCGCGUUCGCAUGGAUGUUCCUUGAAGGAUUUCAAUUAUACGUUAUGCUGAUCGAGGUUUUCGAAGCAGAAAAAUCGCGGCUUCGAUGGUACUAUUUGGUCGCAUAUGGCGCACCGCUGCUGGUCGUGGCAAUUUCAUGCAUAAUCGAUCCGCUCAGCUACGGUACCGAUCGGUACUGCUGGCUGCGUGCGGAUAAUUAUUUCAUCUUCAGCUUUGUUGGACCUGUGAUACUCGUUAUACUGGCAAAUCUGGUAUUUCUAUCGAUGGCGAUCUAUAUGAUGUGUCGACACGCAAACACCACCGUGGCCAUGAAAAGCAAGGAACAUUCCCGAUUGGCUAGCGCAAGUGGAAAGGAAGAGAAUGCUCUUCCCAACAAAUUGCAAGCGCACUUGGCCUGGCUGCGGGGCGCUAUCGUGCUGGUGUUUCUACUAGGUCUGACCUGGACGUUCGGGCUUCUCUACUUAAACCAAGAGUCCGUCGUGAUGGCGUACAUCUUCACCGUAUUGAAUAGUCUCCAGGGGCUGUUUAUCUUUGUGUUCCAUUGCGUACAGAACGAGAAGGUGAGGAAGGAGUACCGGAAGUUCGUGCGCCGUCACUCCUGGCUACCGAAGUGCCUGAGGUGCUCGAAGACGGUGACGGGCGGCUCGGCCGGCUCCACCGGCGGCAGCGGCGGCACCGGCGGCGCCAACGGUGGCAAGGACUUCGCCUCGCACAACACCUCGUCGAACCCCUCGGCCCCGACCACCGACAGCUCCGGUCUGUCGGCUCACGCAGCCACCAAUUACUUGGUAUCCGGUCGAAGCUGGGCGAUAGUCGAUAGGCAGCCGACAGUAACGGUGCCAGGUGAACCCGCCUCGACCGAGGCUCACAUCGUGGCUACCCUGCCGUACGCACGUCACGCCUUCUUACCCUCAGCUCCCAAUAUCCCCAAAUCUGCCACUGCCACUUGGGGCCACCUUAACAAAAACCUCAUGUGGAAGAACAUUUCUUUUAAGUCUUACUCCCGCGACUCCGGACACGGCGGCUCCGAGCAGGAGGAUUCCCCGCGGACGCACAACACCCUGACGCUUGGCCACUCUGGUAGGAGACGCGGGCCGAACGACGUCGGCGAGAUGAACACCGGUACCAGGACGAUCGGCGGUAGGCGCGCCGCGAUGCCGUACAAUCAUACAUACACUGAGAUCGUGGACGGCCGUGGGAACGGUGGGGUCGCCGGGCAUCACCAGCUGCACGGCCACCACGGCCAACACGUGCAUCUGCCACGUGGUCUCACCAACGAGGACGAUCCGGUGUACGAAGAAAUCGAGCGCGGCGGCAGCGGCGGCGGCGGCGGCGGUGGCGGCGGCGGCGGCGGCGGAGGCGGCGGCGGCGGCAACGGCAUCAUUGGCGGUGGUAUCGGCGGUGUCAUCGGCGCCGGUGAGAUCCAAGUGUCGGAUAUGUCCGACGAGGACGGCCGCCGACAGAGCGACAUGAGCAGGCAAUCUUCCAGGAGUUACGGCGAUCACCGGCCGCUGAUCCCGUACUCGCCCGCUACCGACCGCAACCUGGUGCACUACGGCCAGGCGAUGACGGAACGCGGCGGCCAGGUCGGCGGCGGCGGUAAUCUCACCCACUACGACUCGACGGAGUACGGGCCGGCGAUGGAGCGAACCUUGAACGCUUGUUGGGAGAAGCUGCGCCGACAGCAGGCCAGGUACGAGCUCGGAGAUCUGCCGCGGCUACCGGCGGCGUACGGCAUGCCGCCGCAGCAGGACCACACGCGGACGGUAGCCGUCCUGGACGGGCACACCGUCGUCUGCCAUCUGCAGCCGCAGACGGACAUGUAUACGGGUCGCGGUAUGCCGCCGCCGUCCUACAGCGAGUGUUAGGUGGCCCGACCGUGACC
Pogonomyrmex barbatus (red harvester ant) is the source of this 4705-nucleotide messenger RNA. RefSeq names its product latrophilin Cirl. Gene Ontology annotation, biological process: cell surface receptor signaling pathway; G protein-coupled receptor signaling pathway. NCBI's taxonomy places the organism in Eukaryota, Metazoa, Arthropoda, Insecta, Hymenoptera, Formicidae. The record is from RefSeq and is a predicted model, not a curated record. Gene Ontology annotation, cellular component: plasma membrane. Gene Ontology annotation, molecular function: G protein-coupled receptor activity; carbohydrate binding.